Messenger RNA from Nematolebias whitei (Rio pearlfish), 4313 nucleotides. It is a transcript of the gene bmp2k, whose product is annotated as BMP2 inducible kinase. Gene Ontology annotation, biological process: protein phosphorylation. Gene Ontology annotation, molecular function: protein kinase activity; ATP binding. Lineage: Eukaryota; Metazoa; Chordata; Actinopteri; Cyprinodontiformes; Rivulidae. The record is from RefSeq and is a predicted model, not a curated record. The transcript is spliced from 16 exons. The coding region runs from base 620 to 3841 and encodes 1073 amino acids.
UCAAACAGAACCGACUUGGCAGAUUGUGGCAAGUCGCGCACUCUUAUUUAUAUCUCAACUAGUACUUUAAUUUUUUAAUUUUUUUAUCCAGUUUUGAGCCCACCUGCAUUCGCGGGGCGGCUCGUCUCUUUUGGAGGAACUAGCGCAGCAGCUAACGAGCUAACUGUCCGCGAGUGGAGCGAGCAAGACGGGGUGUCGCAAAGCGAACGCUGCUGGGACUUCUGUGGUGGACACGAUCCAGAGGGGUUGUUUCCACCGGAGGAGGUGUUUCUCACGCCUGGGCCGGCUGCGUUGUUUGUUCGUGUUAUUGUUUUUAUUAUUUCUGGCGGAGCGUCCCGACAUGUAUGCUAACAGCGGCUAACGGAGCCAGCUUGUUGACGCGACUGGUCUGGAUGCUGUCAAAGAGGAGACACCGACGUGGUUUGCACCACCCCACCAUGGCUCUGUCGUAUUAAUUAAACCCAAAUGAGGAGUUCUCCCCAGUAGAACCGGACGCGGAGCAUGCAGCAGAAGAAAGGGCUCCAGAAAAGAUAGUCGGGACACUGAGCUAAACCAGCAGCGUGGUUAGUCCACCACUAGUUCGGGGACUGUUAAAAGUGGUGUGGAAAUAACCUGAAGGAUGAAGAAGUUUUCUAGGAUGCCCAAGUCCGAGAGUGGAGGACUCGGUGGGGCGUCCGGUACCAGUUCGAGCUCGGGAGUCAGCAGUUACUACGGGAAGGUGUUCGCAGUGGGCCGGUACCAGGUCACCGUGGAGGAGCUGAUCGCAGAAGGAGGUUUCUCGGUGGUGUUCUUGGCUCGAACGCACAGCGGCGUCCGCUGCGCUCUCAAACGGAUGUACGUCAACAACGUACCGGACUUGAACGUCUACAAGCGAGAGAUCACCAUCAUGAAAGAGCUGUCGGGCCACAAGAACGUCGUCCACUACCUGGACUCCACGAUCAAUUCGGUUUCAGACAGCGUUUGGGAGGUCCUGAUUCUCAUGGAGAACUGUAAAGCGGGUCAGGUGGUGAAGCAGAUGAACCAGCGGCUGAACGUGGGCUUCAGCGAGGCCGAGGUCCUCCACAUCUUCUGCGACACCUGCGAGGCCGUGGCUCGCCUGCAUCAGUGCAAGACGCCCAUCAUCCACAGAGACCUGAAAGUUGAAAACAUCCUCCUGAACGAUCAGGGACAGUACGUGCUGUGUGACUUUGGCAGCGCCACUCACAAAGUUUUGCUCCCGCUCAAAGAUGGCGUGACUGCAGUGGAGGACGAGAUAAAGAAGUACACGACCCUUUCAUACCGGGCGCCAGAGAUGAUUAACUUGUACGCAGGAAAAGCCAUCACCACUAAGGCAGAUAUCUGGGCGCUGGGAUGCUUGUUGUACAAGCUGUGUUUCUUCACUCUUCCGUUCGGGGAGAGUCAAGUCGCCAUAUGUGACGGCACCUUUAUUGUUCCAGACAACUCCAAGUUCUCCUUCAAGUUGCACUGCUUAAUCAGAUAUAUGCUCGAGCCGGACCAGGAGAAAAGACCAGACAUUUACCAAGUGUCUUACUUUGCCUUUAAAUUAGCUGGAAAAGAGUGUCCGAUACCAAACCUCUUUAACUCUCCCAUACCUACGUCUCUUCCUGAACCUCUGACAGCCAGUGACGUCGCUGCUAAGAAAAGUAUGACAAAAGCCAGAAUAACAGAAUCUGUGGGCCCCACUGAGACGUCGAUAGCUCCCAGACAGAGGCCGAAGGCUGCAAACAGCAACGUCCUGCCUUUUACCAACACCGUCACCCCUGCCAAAAUGGCCGUGCCUUCAGCCCCCGUCAGCAACGGUCAGAAAGCUCCCACUCCCGGCUCGGGACAGCCGUCCAUGCAGGCCCAACCUGGCAGUCAGCAGCACCGCGUCCUGCAGCAGCUGCAGCCGGGCGACCUGCGCCUGCAGCAGCUACAUCAACAACAAGCAGUGCAGCAGCAGCAGCAGCUCCAGUACCUCCAGUACCAACAGGCCGUGCAGCAGCAGCAGAUGAUGAUGCAGCCGAUGUACCAGCAGCAGGUCGCUCAGGCUCAAUAUGCUGCCAUGCUGCAGCAGUACCAGCAGGCCUUCAUCCAGCAGCAGCAGCCUCUUCCCUACAUGCCUCCCCCUCUUGAGUUCCAGAUCCCUGUGGGUUCUUAUAAUGCCACCACACCCACUCCUGGACCUGGACUGGGCCAGAUGGGAGGACCGUCACCUGUGGAACCCUUGUACACAAACACCAGUAGAAACCCUCUGCUGGCCACCGACGGCGUCGCUCCAACCGCUCAGAGCAGCAGCAGUCACCCCCCCGACAUGUCGGGCUGGAACCCCUUCGGAGAAGACAACUUCUCUAAACUAACCGAGGAGGAGCUCAUCGACCGAGAGUUCGACAUGCUCAGAGCAAAAAAACCGGCGGAGAGAUCAGCGAGCUCUGAAACGGACCAGCCGACGCCCUCCAACGUCAAGCCUCCACCCCCCGAGGAUCUGUUCGGCUCCAUCCCGUUUGUGGCCAACGCAGGAACCAGCGUGACGAGGAGCGAGCAGACCACUGAGGUGGUUCCAGCCUCCACUGAGGGUCCGGAGUCGACCAAGGAGCCCAAACCGAGCAAGAAGAGUACCGUCAGACCCGGCGACGAGUCGGACAGCGACUUCGAGUCUGACCCCCCGUCACCAAAAAGCAGUGAGGAGGAGGAGCAGGAGGAGGAGGAGGCCUUGAACAGUGAGCACGGCGAGGACACCGAGCCGGAGAAUUUAGGACAGAGGCCUCUGCUGAUGGACUCUGAGGAAGAGGAGGAUGAAGACAAACACAGCUCCGAUUCGGACUACGAACCCAGCAGGGUCAAGAGCCGCUCCAAGAAACCUGCAGGCCGUAAAGAACCUGUGGCGGCUUCCAGGACUCCUGCAGAGGCGAGUCUGAUCACCCCUCCUCUGUCCCCCGGCGGAGCGAGACCCUCGGAGGACGUGGACGUGUUUGGCGCCAUUCCCUUCCUUGGAGGAGUGUCACCUGUGGAGUCCUCUAAGAGCACCGACAUCUUCACCAAAGCACCUUUCAGGCAGGUGAGCCUCGAGCGUCCAGCCGCCGCCGAGUUUGACGUUUUUAUCAAAGCUCCGUUCAGCCGGAACCUCUCCAAGUCCGGAAAGAGCGGCGGGGACAUCCCCAUGGGUCAAACGCCACCCGUUUCCCCCGAGGCCAUUGAUGUUUUUGGCUUCUCCCCCUUCCAGCCGGGCCCCACCGAACCUCCCCCCACCACCUCGAGGAGCGCCGAUGACAUUUUCCGCUCGUCCUUCGAGGAGUCGGCGAGUCAGCAGCGGCUGAAGCAGCGCAGCCUCCAGAAGCUGUCGUCUCGACAAAGGAAAACCAAGCAAGAGGCUGCGGCGGGGGGCAGUAACGGGAAACGGCACCACGGGACCCCGACCGGAGGACGCAAGAGCAACAAGCCCACCUACCGCACCCCCGAAAGAAUCCGCCGACACAAAAAGGUUGGCCGCAGGGACUCGCAGAGCAGCAGCGAGUUCCUGAGCACCUCCGACUCCAAAGAGAACAUCAGCGUGGACAUCACCAUGUCCGAAGGGAAGGACAAGGGAGCGUCUCUGUCGGCGGACGACACAAUCCUGGACCCGUUCGGAGCCAGACCCUUCCACCCUCAGGACAGCGGCCGGCUCGGCCAGUACCCGGGCCUCGGUGACAAUAAGAGUGACGUGAGCGCUGCCAAGUCCUGGACCGGGUCUCUGAACGGCGGAGAGAACACGGAUGACUUCGGAGCAGUGCCGUUCACAGAACUGGUGAUCCACAGCGGACCUCAGCAGCAGCCGUUGGACCUGGACCCGUUUGGAGCUGCACCUUUCCCCUCAAAGCAGUAACAGUUUCCUGAGUCUUCCCUCUCGAGUCGGGAUAAUUUUGAUGAUUUUUAUUAGAGUAAAAACAAACUGAAUCCUGUGGAGCCUCGUGAUGCUGCAUCUUCAACAACUUUGAAUUCAGAAACCGAACCGUGACUCUUAAGAUCAACUCUCGACUCUUCGUCGUCCGCCUUCUGACGAGUUUUCAGCACCGCCAAGCCUUACGUGAGCUGGGCUCCGCCUCGCCUCCCAGAACCUGGGAAACGUCUGGGGGGGUUUAACUUCGCUGCGCCUCUUUAAAGUUUCCUCUAUGCAUUUUUCACCCGGGCGUGGUUCUGUAUCGUUACAAGGGAAAGAUUUUUAUAAUAGUUUUUAAGAAAGUUGGAGCUUUUCUUUUUUCUGUCACCUUUCAGUUGGGCCUUUUUUCUUUCCUGCAGGAAGCAUCUUUGGAAUUAUUGGUAAUUUUCCUUUUUAUGAGCUUCAAGUUCUUUAGAAG